Messenger RNA from Cynoglossus semilaevis (tongue sole), 3027 nucleotides. RefSeq names its product ribosomal protein S6 kinase-like 1 (gene rps6kl1). Lineage: Eukaryota; Metazoa; Chordata; Actinopteri; Pleuronectiformes; Cynoglossidae. The record is from RefSeq and is a predicted model, not a curated record. Gene Ontology annotation, molecular function: ATP binding; protein kinase activity. The coding region runs from base 504 to 2840 and encodes 778 amino acids. The transcript is spliced from 13 exons. Gene Ontology annotation, biological process: protein phosphorylation.
GUUCACACAAAAGCAGCACUGUCUCUUUAAGGCAGCCAGCAUCUGUCAGGAUGAGCGAGGGGUGGAGGGAGUGAGCCCCCUUGUGUGAAAGUGGUACUGGAAACGUGACAUCACGCUCGACCAAUCAGAGGCCUUGUCCUUAGCCGUCUCCUCCUUUCCUGCUACUGAGAUGCAAGUGUUGAGGCUACUGAAGACAUGGAGCUGAGCUGCUGAUGCUGCUAAUGCUGCUGCUGAUGCUGCUGCUGCUGCUGCCGAGGCAAAGGAUCCAGAGCAUGAUCGCCUCACAUCAGAAGGCAGGAGCUGGUACUUCCUGUGACGGUCUGGAGGUUUUCUCUGUUGCUUCCUCAUUCUCAGAUGAUCAUGCUCCGCCUCAAACACCUAAACUACAGUCUCCCCAAAGGCACACUGAGAUCAGUGACAAAGGACAGAGAUGAAUCUUGUUGUUGAUAAGAACGGGGAUCGAAGGCCCAGCUGGACCUGGACGGGUCCAAACCAAGGUAGCCAUGGCAAAGAGAGACUACCUGGUGGAAGCAGCCAAACAGAUCCGCAUGGCACUGGACAGUGAGGUCAACGAGGAUUAUGAGGCAGCUUUCAGUUACUAUAAGAACGGAGUGGACCUGUUACUGAAUGGAGUACAGUUGGACCCUAACAAAGAGCGCCGAGAGGCAGUGAAGAGAAAGACAACGCAGUAUCUGAAAAGAGCGGAGGAAAUCUUCAUCACACAUCUGCAGGAUAACCUCGGGAAAGGGAGUUCUCAUUUAGGGGGUUACAGCAGUCUCAGAUUCCGCCCAAUCAGACACUUGAGUUCCCCAGUGGAGGACUUGGAAAUGUGCAAGGUUAUCGGUGUUGCUGAUAAGGUCCUGAUUGUCCAAAGUAUGGUCAAUAAGGAGACUUUUGUUGUAAAGAGUUUGGUCAAGUCAAGCUGGGAGAGCAGGGACCAACCAACCAUCAUUCCUCAGGGGGUUCCAUACAUGGUGAAGUUGUUGAGAUACUACGUCAGUGAGGAUGCCGUCUAUCUACAUCUUGAGCAUGUCAAAGGUGGGAGACUCUUUUCCAAACUACACAAGCUGAGAACGGAGAAGGCUAAGGAACACCCAGAAUGCUUUACCUCUGGCCAGCACAGCAUCAAGCUUAGGACCAGCUACACCUCUCCAAACAUCAGCUCAGACUACCAGCACAACACCAGGGGAGGCUUUCCUGAAAAGCUGAGCGAUGAAAGCCCUGAUACAGACUUCCCUACAUCAUGGGACGAGACACAGCAGCGUGUGGAGAGCUGUGGAACGCACUCCUACAUCGAGGAGACCGGUUGUCUGCAGAACACACGUUCAGCAGCUUCAUUUUUCAACAAGCUUGAUCGACUGAGUCUGCACUCGGGCCCGGCAAGGACACGGGUCAACGCGCGUAUCCAUCCACCAGCUCCUAGUUUGUGUUUGCACUCCAGCGAAACUCAGGAAAAGCCUGCUCUUCCCCUUUCAUGCACUCGUGUCAGUCAAGCUCUUGACGUCAUGUCGGAGCUCCAGACAAAGAAAACUGCGGUGGGACUGAUGGAGUGCAGCUCCCAGUUUGAACAGGCUUGGAAAGCUGCAGAUCCAGCUCAGAACUGUGGGAAAAUAAACCCCUAUGCACUUACUGACAGUAAGUUAGAAAACAUAUUGGAACAAGCGUCACCUCACACAAAUCAGACCUCAUUUCUAAAAGCAGGGCCCGCAAACAAUGACCAUAACCAUUUAAGUUCAUCCCCUGCCAUUUUGCAUCUUCCUCUCCAUUGCCAAACUCAGAUCCGUGGCAGAGCAUCAUGGGAUACCAAUGGCUGUAACCAGGGAUCUGUUUUUAUCAGCAACUCUGCGGACAUAGCUACAGACCCAUUUCAUGACAACAGCAGUCCCACCUCAGACGAAAGAAACGGUAUCGUAGUGAUCAGAAGCACGGACAGAUCGGUGUUUUCUGAACACUCCUCAGAAACUCCAUGGUCCUGUUCUACAUCACUCCAACACAGCACGGAAGAAACACGGGGUAUUUCAUCAGGACGGCCUCUGCCGCUGUCAGGGCUGAACUUCAAACAGGAGACAAGUCUCUGUGAGGUAGAAAGUAUGGAAGACGCCUGUGAGCUGCUGAGUCAUACAGAGAAGCUGACUUCUGCUAAAGAGAGAUCAUUAGUUGGCUGGUUUAAUCCUCCUGGUAAUCCACCAAUGAGAACAGAAGACAAAGACGCUUCCUUCAAACCAGUCAAAUCAGAGGGUGAUGAUCAGAUUAUUGAAGUGGACGGCUGGUGUCAUCUACCUCGAAUCCCGCAGAAGGCGAUGCAGCCUAAAGUUCAGGCCAUGAAGACCUGCUGGGGCCUUCCAGAGGCAGAAGUUUGUGUUUGGGGGGCACAGAUUCUCCUGGCCCUGGAAAGUCUGCAUCAGCAAGGAAUCCUCUGCCGGGAUCUGAAUCCAAGAAAUGUUCUGCUCACCAACAAUGGAAAGGUCUUCUUGACAUUUUUUGGCCAAUGGAGUGAGGUUCAGUCAGAGAUUAGCUCCAAAGCCAUGGAACAGAUGUACUGUGCACCAGAAAUUGGUGGUGUUUCCAGGGCCACAGAGGCCUGUGAUUGGUGGAGUCUUGGAGCCCUGCUCUUUGAACUUCUAACAGGAAUGCCACUGUGGCAGCUCCACCCAGCAGGCAUCCACUCUCACACCCAGCUGCUCAUCCCUGACCACCUGAGCACCGCAGCUGCAUCUCUGCUCACUGAGUUGCUUCAGUUCGAUGCUGGCUAUCGUCUGGGCUCUGGUGGUGGAGGCGUGAGCGACAUUAAGUGCCAUCCCUUCUUCAGCAGCAUCUCCUGGAAAGCUCUGAGCUGCUAGCAACGGACUGUCGAUUCACCUUUAACCUGAAAAGGUCCCACAGGAACAUUCAUCUCCUGCGCAUCAGCGCCCUCAAAUGGCCAAAGCGGAUAUCGCCAUAUUCCUCCUUCUAUUCUGAAUUGAGUGAUGAUCGAAAAAUAUCAUCAUACGAAUGAAAAUAAAUACAGGAACAUUAACAGAAACAUUU